UUGCAUUUUUGAUAUGUUUUAGAUGGGCCGUAUCAACUGUAAUGACAAGACAGAAUUUCAUACCAGCCAACAGCCCACAUUAUCCAAUGGUUCUUGCGCUUAUCCCCUACUGGGAUAUGGGAAAUCAUGAUAAUGCUGAGCUAACAACAGACUACAACAUCGAUUGUGACCAGAGCGAGUACUACUCAUGCCAGGAUUACAAGAAAGGAGAGCAAGUCUGUAUGUCUUAUGGCAGACGACCUAAUUCCGAGCUAUUCCUUCACAAUGGCUUUGUUCAUGUCAAUAACAUCGCAGAUGGCACCAAACUACGCCUUGGCGUUUCAAAAUCUGAUCCUCUUGUAUCACAGAAGAAAGAGCUGCUGAACAAGCUGUCUAUACCCUCUUCCGCUGAGUUUCUUCUGCCAGCGAACCCGAGGCCUUUUGCGCCUCAUGACAAGUUCAUCGCAUUCUUGAGAAUAUUCAACAUGGAGCAAGAAACUAUUGAGAAAUAUUUAAACGGAGAGAGUACAGAUGAUUUAUUGUGCCCAAACAUUCCCCAUCCUGUCGAUUCUAAGGUUUGGCAAUUUUUGACAACAAGAAUAAACUUACUCCUAUCAACUUACCCAACGACUCUUGAGGAAGAUGAAAAACUUCUUGAAGAAAACAAGAGCUUAUCUUCAUGUAUGAGGCUGACAGUGCUUAUGCGGUUGACAGAGAAGAGGAUCCUCCACAACACCUUAGAAGACUUGAAGAAGGCUCAAGAAUCAUAUCAAAGUACUGAGAACAAGACUAGUCAAGAGGAAACAAAAUCGAAGGGAAAAUAAAAGUUUUGAAAACAUUUCAAGACUUAAAUUCCAUCAGUACACCAGGAAUCAUCAAUAAUCCAGACUUGCAAUAUCAAAUGUUAUGAUCAUGAGCUUUAAUUAACUUUUAUUGUAAUUUUUUUAUUAGAAAAAACAGUGACAAAUUUCAAACUUGAUUGUAUAAAUUUUCAAGUUAUUUUUAUGUAUUCGAUUUAUUUUUUAUUUUAUUUAUUUAUUUUUAAAAUUAUUGAGUCUACCACAUUAGGCAAGUACUUAGGGUGUUGAACAAAAAUUUUUGUGAUGGAGGGAGGGGUUAGAAAUUCCAGUGGCAACGAUGGGAAUCGAACCCACAACCGCGGUGUCUAUGAGCUGAAAAAUUGGUAAUAAUUAGUAAAUAAUUACAAUGAAGACUAUUUUAAGCAUCCUAUUACAAUUUUAGGCAAAUUGUCCUAUCUCAUCUUGCAAGAAUUAAAUUAAACGGCUUUGAAAAACUUGUCUUAAUCUAUGUGAUCAGAGGCGAUCAGAGAAAAUUUUUCAAUUUUCUCAUUAAAUUAUUGCUCUGAGUACAUUCCUAAAUAUUAAACAAUAUAAGUUUACCUCAAAUAGCAUUUAAACAUAAUUAUUGAUGUUUUGUUAAAAAUGUUCUUUAUAGUUGGAAACUGUCAACCUUCCUAUAAAAUCUUUCUAUGUCAAAAUUAUUGACUUCGUAUAAGAUGUUAAUUAGUGUUUUUUUGACUUCACUUUUAGUCUUCCAUUUGUUUCAUCAUGAUGAGAAAAGAGACACUAACCGGACAUUAAAGAACUUAUAACUUAAAUAUUAAUUAUUAUGUCAUUUAUCAAAACCGAUGUAGGCUUAAUUAAUAGGGGUGUCAAAAUGUGUAUUUAGAAUAUUGUUGCUUCUUACUGCUUUUAUGUUUAAUGAUCUUUGUUUUGGCUAGUGGGAGUAAAAAUAAAUAGUUCCAUAAAAAAAGGAACGACUGUCAAUUUUAUGAAUCAUUUUAUAAAUUUUUACAAAAAUUAAAAUGUAAAAAUAUAAGAAGUGUCUUCUGUAAUAAUUUGGGUUGGCUGUGGUGAUAUAAAAAUAAUAUAUGUUGUCAAGAUUUAUUUUGCACUAAUGUUUAUCACUGAUGGAUGUUUUUGUAUAAAUGCUGCAAUUUUUUUGUGAUUUUCAUGGCUUGCUCUGUGAAUGCUUUCCCUAGUUUCUGUGAGAGGAGAAUAUAACUAUUUUUCACAUCUAUCAGAAAAAUCGUCCAGAAGUGUGUGGCUUAAGAAUGAAACAAAAUUGAUAAUCUCACAUUUAAUUUAACCAUGUUUUUAUCUUUGGAACACCAGUUUUAUUUAAAAU
This is a messenger RNA of Cimex lectularius (bed bug), 2127 nucleotides long. Its product is annotated as histone-lysine N-methyltransferase setd3-like. Gene Ontology annotation, biological process: positive regulation of transcription by RNA polymerase II; peptidyl-lysine monomethylation; peptidyl-lysine trimethylation. Gene Ontology annotation, molecular function: histone H3K4 methyltransferase activity; histone H3K36 methyltransferase activity; protein-L-histidine N-tele-methyltransferase activity. The transcript is spliced from 4 exons. Lineage: Eukaryota; Metazoa; Arthropoda; Insecta; Hemiptera; Cimicidae. The record is from RefSeq and is a predicted model, not a curated record. Bases 42 to 803 code for a protein of 253 amino acids.